CAUUUUCUAUUUUUGGACUUCCGGAUUUUCCCGCUAGUGAAAUACACAUCGCGAAUGCAUAAAUACUGCUGUGCGUGAUAUAUGCUUAGUUAAUUCCAUGUUUUGCAUUGAUGUAGUUUACAUUACAAACCAAUAUACAAUUUGAGGGGAAGGUAGAGCUGGGAAAAAACAAUGGAAGUUGAUGAAAAAGCAACAGAUUUUGAUGCUUGUCGGCAAGCAGCGUUGGCGUGGUUGGAGCACCAUUCAAAACCAUGGCAACUUCUUUGGGCAGACGAAACGGAAAGACAACUGGUUUUUGAGCAUCGGACCGGAGGCAUCUCUUUCAACAUUGUGGUUCAGUCGUCGGCUGCUGAAAAUGGUCAGCGGUGUUUUAAGGUUGCAAGUGAUAAUGACUCGGCCUGGCAAUUAUUAAAAGAAUGCCAAGGAACCAGCAUACAGGAAUGUCUGGAACAAAGUACUGCAGCAUUGCAGCCUCUCGUUGGUUCUCAUAAUACGGGGACUGAGGAUGAUGAAGGAGUUGACGAAGACGACGAUGAUGAGGAUGAAGAUGAUGAUGAAAACGAAGAUUGGUACUAUGAAAACAACGAAGACAUGAUGGACACAGAGGAACCUGAAAAGGUCAAUCGCGUUUCUCCUGAGAAAAGAAAAUCACCAGAGGAACACGGUGACACUUCAGAUGUAGAUUUCGAGAUGUACGCUAAGUUUGGCUCCAGGAUGGCCGUGCGUCGACUGCUGUCCGAUUUGAAAAUGUUCAAGCGUUCCGAGAGUGCUAACGGCAUCCAUGGAAGCCCAAGAGGCGACAAUCUCUUUCUGUGGGAUGUGCAGAUGACAGACUUCGAGCCCAAGUCUGUCCUGGGCAAAGACCUGUGCAAGUACGCUGACAAGUACAAGCAGAAGCUGGAGAUUCAGCUGGAGAUGUCCUUCCCGGACGACUACCCGAUGGCGCCGCCUUUCAUCAGGGUCGUCAGGCCAAGAUUCAAGUUCUUAACAGCACAUGUGACAAUAGGGGGCAGUAUUUGUAUGGAACUACUGACCAAGUCAGGUUGGCGACCGACCAAUGACAUAGAGAGUAUUUUGGUCCAAGUCCGAUCCGAGAUUGUUUCGGACCCAAAGGCUGCCUUGGAUAUGGACAGGGCCAACCGAGAGUACACCAAGACAGAAGCAGAGACAGCUUUCCACAGAAUGGUGCAACGUUACGGAUGGAAUAAAUGAAUCAGUCAUGACAGUAGUGCUGUAGAUGAUUCCACCACAAGUCCAUUCACAAGUUCAUCACAAGUCUGAAGUAACAGGUGGCAAACAGUAACAAGACCGUGCCUUUUUCACAGUUUAUUUUUGAUAACUUGGUGCAUGACUUGAGGAUGGAAGACUUGUGACGGACUUGACUAGAACACUGCAGAAAUAAGAAUUCUCCCAAAAUGCCACAUCUUUGAAUCCAAGCCGGUUAAACCAGAAUAUUUAAUGAUGGAUUCUACAGUUCGUCAAUUUAUUUUUUAAAACAAAAUAAUGGACAGACCCGGAAUUUCAAGCAAUGAACUGCAGUGGCUGUCAGCUUGUUUGCAGCAGACUCGCUAUUUUUUGUUGUUUAACCAGAAAUUUAGUUUCAGACGAGGAAAUGUUGUACCGGUGUUUGUUACAACAAGAUGGUUCUCGACAGCACCCAUAGCGCAUUAGUACAAUGGCAUUGUAUCUGAUGUUGCAGCUUUAUUGUGUAUACACAUGUAUUAGGAACCUGUGAUAUAGACCAUUAUCAUGUUGCGGCCAUCUUGAUUUUUCCCCAUUCAAACCAAAAAGCGAGGCUGGAAGGAAAAAUAGUCUGGUUCCUUUUUGCACAAAUAACAUUAUCAUUCAGUACUGUUAUUGGAUACAGGGAACAUGACUGAAAUGGUGGCAGCAUGAUAAAGGUCUAUAUCAGGUUUGAUUUUAUCUGAGUAUUAGUUAUCUCCAUGAUAGUUUUCAAGGGAUUAGGGAAAAAACACCAUCAGUUUAUCCUGAAGGGGAAACUUGCCCCUUCUUCAAGUAUUUUUACAGACAGGGAUGUAGUCGAGUCCAUCACAAGUCCCUGCAAGUCCAUCACAAGUCCUCCAGUCCCAAUUCAACUCACAAGCUAUUCAAAUGAGCUUCGACAAAGGCAUUCCCUUGUAAUUUUUCAUCCACUGUUUCGUGUGACUGGCGUUGUGAAUGGACUUGUGAUUUAUGUGGGAUGGUCUUGUGAUGGACUUGACGACAUCGCUGUCUACAAUUUUGUUUUAUACUUGAUCCGUCUAUCAUUCCAAACAACUGUGCCUAUUGUGUAAGGCCUUACUGCGUAGAAACAACUUCACCAGAAAUCUUUCACCUUUUUUUAUGAGCCCGAUAUUGGGCCGAUGCAAUGCUCUCAGUUCAGAGCUGUAACAUUCCAUUAGCUUGCAAUCUCCAAUAUUUGAAAUUUCAUUAUUUUCUUGGGGAGGCCCUUCCCCAACACUAGAAAAAAAGGAUCCGUGCCUUGGGCAUUGUCAAUGAAUGGCCGUGUUGUAUAUAAUUCUAUCCCCCCCCCCAAAAAAAUUAGGCAACGCCCAUGACCUUAAGUGUAGAGAUGUGCAUCGGAACCGGGUACCGGACCGUUAAUGUCAGGAACUGGUUCUAGAUUAUGGGAUCAGGUACUCGUAACCAACUUUGCAAAUUUCAAAGUAACUUCUCAGUCAAUGAAACAGAAAGGUUUCGAACGUCUGUGGGAAAUUUUCAAAAUGAAAAACAGGAUACAUGGAAAACCAAAACCACGUUUUAUGAUGCUUGCGAAAGUUGCAGUUUGCAACACAUAGCUAAAGAGCUCACUGUAUACACCCUAUCUAGGCGUGUUGUCGCUCCGAUGUGGUAGUAUUAUUGUGCGGACCUUUAUGAACAAUCUGAACAGCAACUUCCCAGAUUUGAAAUUUUGGCUUGGGUUUCUUUAACGGGUAGCCGG
Messenger RNA from Patiria miniata (bat star), 2941 nucleotides. RefSeq names its product ubiquitin-conjugating enzyme E2Q-like protein CG4502. Lineage: Eukaryota; Metazoa; Echinodermata; Asteroidea; Valvatida; Asterinidae. The record is from RefSeq and is a predicted model, not a curated record. The transcript has 8 exons. Gene Ontology annotation, biological process: protein polyubiquitination; proteasome-mediated ubiquitin-dependent protein catabolic process; DNA repair. Gene Ontology annotation, molecular function: ubiquitin conjugating enzyme activity. Bases 172 to 1212 code for a protein of 346 amino acids.